AGGGGAGGGGGGAGCCCCAGAGCAAGGCUUCCUGGCCAGGCAAGAGGAGGAGGACUUCGCUGCUUUCUCCUCAGCCGGGGCCCUUUUCAAGUCGGGGCCAUGAACGCCGAGGGCUGCGUUGCCUUUUGCGACCCAGCUGCCGCCGCUGCCAUGGAUUCCUUCUACAACACCGCCCCAUCGCAGGGCAGCGCCGACGGCUCCUCGCCUUUUAGGGCAUUUCCCGGCGGCGGAGGAGGAGGAGGAGGGGGAGGCGGCGGAGGAGGCAGCGACAAGUUCAGCCCCGCUUUCCUGGCCGGCAAAGGGCAAAGCUUCGGCGACGGGGGCAACAGCAGCCACAACAACGGAGGCGGCGGGGGCAGCCCCAAGUGCCGGAGUCGGUACAGCCAGGCGGAGUGCCCGCAGCCCCUCGACGGACAACAGCAGCAGCAGCCCCAGCCGCUCUCGGCCGCUGCCUUCAGCAAGUACCACCCGCAGCCGCCCCAACCCCCGCCGCCGCUCUACGGCCAGAGGAACGCCUGCAAAAGCCCCGCCGGAGCCGGACUCAAGCUCCCGGAGCCCGGCGGACGCAACGGCGCCCUCCCGCUCUCCUGCUACGCUAAAGAGAGUUCCUUGGGGGAAACGGAGCUACAGCCCGGCUCGGAUCCUGCUGGAAUGGAUGGCAGUUACCUCACCGUGAAAGAGACCGGAGUGAAGGUACCUCAAGAGAGGGCAAGCAACGACCUUCCCAGCCCAAUGGACAAGACUGACUCAGAGAGCAACAAAGGCAAGAAGAGGCGGAACCGCACAACCUUCACCAGUUAUCAACUGGAAGAGCUGGAAAAGGUCUUCCAGAAGACUCAUUACCCAGAUGUCUAUGCCAGAGAGCAACUAGCCAUGAGGACAGACCUCACUGAGGCACGAGUGCAGGUGUGGUUUCAGAACCGACGGGCAAAAUGGAGGAAACGGGAGCGGUUUGGUCAAAUGCAACAGGUUCGCACCCACUUCUCCACAGCCUAUGAGCUGCCCUUGCUAACUAGAGCAGAGAACUAUGCCCAGAUCCAGAAUCCAUCCUGGAUUGGCAACAAUGGUGCUGCCUCCCCUGUGCCUGCCUGUGUUGUGCCCUGUGACUCAGUGCCUUCCUGCAUGUCUCCUCAUGCUCAUCCCCACACAACUGGAGGAGUCUCUGAAUUCCUGAGUGUCUCAGGUCCCGGCACCCAUGUGGGGCAGACUCACAUGGGCAGCCUCUUUGGCAGCGCAGGCAUCAGCCCUGGCAUCAAUGGGUAUGAGCUGAAUGGUGAACCCGACCGCAAGUCCUCCAGCAUUGCAGCCCUGCGGAUGAAAGCCAAGGAGCACAGCGCUGCCAUCUCAUGGGCAACAUGACAGGGCUGCAGUCGAUGCCCUCAAGACACUUGACAGAGCAAACAGAGGACGGUCAAACCAUCGAUCCACUCUUGGACUUGAGGCAGCCAGUGCUCCUCCCCAGAGGUCUGAAUGCAGCACUUUUAGCUACCAUGGGUGUAAUUGCAUUGAGUAUAUUGCCAUAUUGGAGUGUUUUAAUUGUUUUGUUCCUUACACAAGAAUAGACACAUGGAAGGAAACAGAGGGUGUUUCAACCACACCAGACAAAUGUGCUUUUUUUGUUUUAUUCACAUGGCUUGUUUCCCUUUUGGUGACGUCCUCUUAAUUGCCCAUGGAAAAGACAUUCAUCCCUCCUACUUUCUCGGACACCAGCUGUGCUUCCAGAUAAGGCUUCUAUCAUGCAAUUGGCCCUUUUAAAAUAACAGAAUUAACAGGCACUGUCCAGAAGAUGUUUUCUUCCAUUUCUAAUGCUCUCUGGUUUUUUCCCAUUGCUGUCCCCCUCUUUUUUGCUUGAUCAUUUCAUUCACUGAUUGAUAAUUCCUGAGGAGAUCAAGUAAACAGGAGUCUUGGUGUCCAUUUUGAUGGACUAUUUAGGGGAGAGGAGCACAACCUCCUUACCUAAUCCUAGUGGGGCCUUAACCCCACACUCAACUAAUUCCUGGAUCUGCAAGAUCCCAAAAAGUCCUUUGAUUGUGUAGCACUACAAAGUGAUUAUCUGGACAUGCUCCAAAUCUUUAUCUCUAAAAUUUAUGACCCCCAGAUCACAAUUUCUGGUUGAUUGGCUCUGACAUGAAUUAUAGCCAAUCCCAUGUAUUCAAAUGAGACACAUAGGUUUAUGAUGGUCAGCAAUAGAAGAAUAUGGUUGCUAUCACUGUAGUUGGUUAGUACCAGAGUGAGUCAGUGUGUGUGUGUGUUGAGUGCAAGGUAUGUUGAUUCAGCACACAGGAUACCAGGCAAUGCCACAGUAGAGUUUGCUGCAUACUAGAGAUUAUCUCACACUUUAAUGUCCAAUUGAACUGAGUAAAAGAUGGAGCAGCUGCCCCACCUUUUAUUUCUCCCCUUUCCUGAAAUCUGUCUUCCCCCAACUUGCUGUAAUAAGAACUCCAAGGGUGCCACACAACAAGCAAGGCUUGAGUUAAACAGAAAGGAAAAGCCAAGGCUGUGUUACCUCCUCCGUCAACAGAGAUUGUAAAGGUCCAUGUUGCAGAUGGACAGCAGUGGUUUUCUCAUCCCAUUGGCAAACUAAGGACUAGCACAAUGGCAAAAUCAAAAAUAGCACAUUUUGUGGAAUCUCCUUGGUACCAAUUCCUUGCAAUAGCUCUCCUUGCUAUCACAACACUAAUUCUGGCCAAAUCCUAUAUAUACAGUGUAUUGGUACAGAAUAAAUGUACUGCAAUGUAGUUAAUGCUUGAUCCCAUAGUUUGUGAAAAGGUAUAUUGAUCUUUUUCAUUAUGCAAUACGCAUUUAGCACCCAACCAAAUCCAAAAUGAAAGAAGAACAUGUGCACUUGUGAAAUAACUGGCUGCACUAUAACUAUCCCAUGUGUUCCAGUGAGACACAUAGGUUUAUGAUGCAGUUUGGCAAUCUCUGAGAAGGUUCAAACACUUGUGGAACUAUUUUUAUGCUAGCAUAGUUCCCCAGCAAAAGUACAGCCAUUGAUUUAGUCUUGUGGUCAGCUGUAAGAGAUAUUAUCAUGAAUUACAUGCAGCCUAACUGAAGCUUGAAUGAAGAAGAAUGCUAAGAGAAUGACAUGGGCAAUGGAAGUGAAAAGAAUCCUCCAAUUUUCUAGAUUUAAUCAUACAUGGGAAGGGGGCUGCUAGUAGGGGGUUGCUACUUCACACAUGCAACGAUGCCUGCCUUCCAGUUCACAAUUAGCAAAAGAUAGUUAUAUUCUCACAGUGUGGAAGGAGAUGGAUACAGCAAGAAAGUCAAAUAGCAAACACACAGCAAGGUUUCUGCUUUCCAAUGAACCCAGAGGAAGAAAACUCAGCAGAGAAUAUGAAAGGAAACACAAAGAGAAGGAAAAAUAGGAAGCGAUCUGUUUCUGACACAGAGGCAGAAGUAAAAGGAGUGGUAGGGGGAGAUAUAUUCCCCCUCCCUCAGUUUUCAAUUUUUAGGAGCACCUGUAGUUCUGAUCAAUUCUCAGUUAAUGUUGUGCUAAUAGGAGUGCCUGUGGUAUAUUGCACAGAAAGACUGCGAAUCCUUUCCUACAAGGAUAAAAACAUGGUUUCUGUUGCUUGCUCG
Messenger RNA from Anolis sagrei ordinatus, 3582 nucleotides. RefSeq names its product ALX homeobox 4 (gene ALX4). The record is from RefSeq and is a predicted model, not a curated record. Gene Ontology annotation, biological process: regulation of transcription by RNA polymerase II. Gene Ontology annotation, molecular function: DNA-binding transcription activator activity, RNA polymerase II-specific; RNA polymerase II transcription regulatory region sequence-specific DNA binding. Lineage: Eukaryota; Metazoa; Chordata; Lepidosauria; Squamata; Anolidae.